AUGUCCCUUACACACAGCAGGGGCCAAGCUUCAGCGCUGCUAUCAAAAGCAAACAAGUCUCUUCUUUAUGAUUCAGCUGUAGUUCUUGCGGGCCACGAAGGUCCCGUUUACACUGCACAAUUCAGCCCUCAGGGCCAAACGAUAGCAUCUGGAGGACAUGAUAAGUCAAUUCUUCUAUGGCAUCUCCCGACGGUGGCCAAUGAAGCAAAACCGAACUACGGCAUACUAACUGGCCACAAAAGCGCUGUGACAUCCCUCACGUGGCUUCUGGAGUCGUCUAUAUUCUCCACAUCUGCUGAUAGUACUAUAGCCUUUUGGGACGCAGAAACAGGCGAAAGAUUCCGCAAAGGAGUUGGCCAUGAGGGUGUGGUGAACGAAUGUAGCGGUAUCAAUAAUGGGGUUUGUGUCAGCGUAGGGGAUGAUGGCACGAUUCGAGUGUGGGAUGAGAGAGAAAAGCAUGAGGUCAGUAAAAUCGAUACUAAGUAUCCUUUGCUUACGUGCAACGCCAGCAAGGAUGGCCAUACAGUUUUCGUGAGUGGAAUAGACCCUACAGUCCAAGCAUUUGACCUUCGAACGAACGAGGCGGCAUGGAAGUGCUCAGGAAUGCAAGAUUCAGUAACCUCACUCGGUCUAAAUUCAGAUGGGUCUAUGCUAUCUGCUAGGGCCAUGGACGGCAGCAUCCGCACAUUAAGUGCCAAAGCAGCUGUGCCUCCAGGAAUUCCUCGAAUGAGCAAGCAGGUAUAUGCUGGGGCUACUGGAAGUCUGCAGCAAGUGUUGGCUAGAAUCAGCUUUACAAACGACGAUGUCUAUAUUGGGCUGGGGUCUGACGAUGCCACGGCCAUCAUGUGGGGUACAGCCUCAGGAAGAAUGGUGAACAAGUUUUCAGGAAAUGAGGGAACGGUGAUCGACGUGGAUUUCCAUCCGUCCGAGAAGAUUCUUUUAUCAAGUGGCUCUAAAGGUGAGGUCAUUGUGAGAGACUACUAG
Molecule: messenger RNA, 984 nt
Organism: Sungouiella intermedia
Lineage: Eukaryota; Fungi; Ascomycota; Pichiomycetes; Serinales; Metschnikowiaceae
Source: the annotation of a GenBank genome assembly